Raphanus sativus (radish) is the source of this 1603-nucleotide messenger RNA. RefSeq lists its product as uncharacterized. The coding region runs from base 124 to 1401 and encodes 425 amino acids. NCBI's taxonomy places the organism in Eukaryota, Viridiplantae, Streptophyta, Magnoliopsida, Brassicales, Brassicaceae. Gene Ontology annotation, molecular function: protein binding. The record is from RefSeq and is a predicted model, not a curated record. The transcript has 9 exons.
GCGAAGAAAGAUCAGAAAGAAAAAGCACCUUUUACCUCCUCUGUAUCGUCUUCAAAUUUUCCCGCACUUUCCCCAACCGAAAGGAAGAAUCUUUUCACUCUUUUUCCAGGAAAAUAAAAAAGAAUGAGAUGGGAGAAGGUCCAACGUCAAGUGGGUCUCGCUGAUUCCUCUUCUUCCGGGCCUGGAAAGAGAUGGGGACACACUUGUAACGCCACAAAAGGAGGCAGAUUUGUCUACGUUUUCGGUGGGUUUGGUAGCGACGGUCGCUUGACCAAUCAAGUUCAUGUCUUCGACGCUGAGAGGCAGAUAUGGACAGAGCCGAUGAUCAGAGGGGUACCACCCUCUCCGAGAGACGGUCACAGCUGCACAACAGUUAGGAAUUACCUUUUUGUGUUUGGUGGUACUGAUGGGAAAGAUUAUCUCAAUGAUCUGCAUGUUCUAGAUACUUCUUCGCAUACUUGGCAAUGCUUUGAAGUUAGAGGGGAAGAACCUUAUACAAGAGAGGCUCAUAGUGCAACGCUUCUUGGCAAAUACAUUUUUAUAUUUGGAGGCUGUGGGAAAGUUCCUGGUUUGGAUGAUGAAGUGUUCUAUAAUGACCUUUACAUACUUGACACAGAGACUAUCACGUGGCAACGAGCUUUAACAACUGGGACGCGUCCCUUUGAACGAGAUGGCCACACUUGCUCAACCUGGAACAAAAAAAUCAUUGUAUUAGGUGGUGAACAUUUCGAUGGCGAUUAUCUCUCCGAUGUUCAUGUCCUUGAUACAGCUACGUUUGCAUGGAAGCAGCUGAAAACUUCAGGGGAGGUGUUAACACCUAGAGGAGGUCAUGUCACCGUUGCAAUUGAGAGCAAGUUAUUUGUGUUUGGAGGGUUUGCUGAUACUCAGAAUCUUUACAAUGAUCUCUAUGUGCUUGAUCUUGAAACGUGUGUAUGGUCCAAAAUAGCCAUGGAAGAAGGACCAUCUGCUAGAUUCUCUGCUGCAGCAGCUUGCUUAGGUCCUUACAAGGCUGGUUCCUUUUUCUUCUUUGGUGGCUGCAACAAUCUUGAGCCUUUGGAUGACAUCUACUACCUACACACAGAUGGUGUAUACGAGACACCAGGGAGGUUGUCUUCAAACAGACACCACAGCUCUGUUCAAACGGAAGGUCCAAGCUCUAGUAGUAGAAAACGGACUGGUAUGCUGGAUGCUGAUUGUGAUGAUAGAGCAAAGACGCAGAGAACUUUGAGCAAGGAUUCUGCAGGUAGUAGCCAACAGGCUGAUCCAAUCGAGCCAUUGAGAAAUGAGAUGCCAACAGACGUUGGUGGUGCUGCUGCUGAAGCUGAUCCUGGAGGAGAUCCAUCGCCACAAACGCAAGAUGAAGGAAGAGUUGCUGCAGAAGAUGCAGACGCAGAGCAAUAACAGCUGAUGCAGAAGAAAGUUUUGAGGAUGUACAGUAGCAAGUAGAUGAAGGGAGGGUUUGGUUUUAAAAGCUGUAAGUAGAAGAAAGUUGAGAGGAUGGGAGUAGAAGAAGCUAAGUCUUGUGUUGAUGCCUUUUGUUUUUGUUUUGUAUACAAACAGCUUUAACUCUGUUGUUAUUACCUUACUGGUUUCAGUUUGCAAG